Molecule: messenger RNA, 522 nt
Organism: Vicia villosa (hairy vetch)
Lineage: Eukaryota; Viridiplantae; Streptophyta; Magnoliopsida; Fabales; Fabaceae
Product: basic blue protein-like
Exons: 2
Coding region: 31-414 (127 amino acids)
Cellular component (GO): plasma membrane
Molecular function (GO): electron transfer activity
Source: RefSeq, a predicted model, not a curated record
UCAGUCCUUGCUAUCUAAAUCAAUUAAAAUAUGGGUGAGGGAAGAGGCAGUGCCAGUAGCACAAGUGUUGUUACAAUGCUACUAUUAUGUAUGUGUGUGUUUCAUUCUAAGAUGAUUUAUGCAGCAACAUACAAUGUUGGUGAUGCGCAAGGUUGGUCCUUUGGUGUUCAAAACUGGCCUUCAGGAAAAAGUUUCAAGGCAGGCGACACACUUGUAUUCAAGUAUGACCCUAGGGUACACAAUGUGGUAAAAGUGAACCAAAAUGGAUACAACUCAUGUGUGGCUAGUGGAGGAUCACCACCUUAUAAAUCUGGGAAUGAUAGCAUUACACUUGCUAAGGGAGCCAACUACUUUAUAUGUGGUGUUCCUGGUCACUGCGAUCUUGGACAGAAAAUUGCAGUCAAUGCAAAUUAAGCCUUUUACUAAUGUAUUGUAUUCCUGAAUAAAGUUGAGAAAUUAAUAUUCUUAAAAAUUAUACCUCUUUGCAUUGCAAUAUAUAAUGUGAUGCUAUCUUGAUACCUA